GUGAAAGUGUGAAGCUCCAGAUGUCAAUUUUUAAUUAUUUUAUCUAGAUUUGUUUUUGUUUGUUUUAACAAUAUGGAUUAAUGAGGAACUAUUUUAUUUUGUGGGGGAGAGGAAGAAAUGGAUCGACCUGGAAGAGACUGAGACCCUUGGGCCAUGGAUGAAAAAAGUCUGGUCAGCAUUGUUUUAAUCAUCAGUUGCCUUCUGGAGUUUUAAGAGUUCUCUGAAAUCUCUCCUUUCAAGUCUGCCCUCCUUCACCCCACUUAGGCACUUUCUAGAGACAGUUGCUACAGAAGGGAUUGGAAAUUCAAGUUUAUUCUUAAAAGCCAAAAGGAAACGAGACCUACUGGGUGUUUUGGGUGUCAAGCACGAGGGAACAAAUAGAAGGAGGACAAAAAAACACACAAGCCAAUGGACCUUGGCCUCCAACCCCCCUUAUAAAGAAAAGGAUUUACAGCUCAACCUCACACCAGCUGUUGCCUGGCUUUAGCCGUCAGGAGAGGAAAUAAAUAAAAUUAAACAACCACCACUAGACAGACAGUCCCAGAUCCUGGUGAAAUUGGGAAGAAUGUUUCUGCAACUGUCUUUGUAUUAAAGGGCAAGAGGAAACGAAGUGGUGUUAGGAAGACUGGCAGAAGCAGAACCUCUUCCCAGAGAGUGGUGACCAGAAGGGACCACUGGACUCCAGGAGCAGCUUAGAAAGGAAAAACAGAAGAGACUUCCUCUGCAUUUUGGUGCGGAUUUUUCUCAGAGGAAUCCAAGACAGGCUGGAUACCUUCACAAGGGCAUGAAAGACUCGCCCAGCUCAGCUUUCUUCCACGUGCCACAGAGUUCUGCAUGUUUCAGUUGCCACCUUCCCUAGCCUUUGUUUUACUCUUGCCUUCAGGGUGAAACCAGUCCUCACCACCAGCUGCUCAGCGAACUACUCCUUGCACUAUAGUGGCCUGGCUCAGGACAGAUGUGGGCAGCCAAGGACAUCCCUGUCUCAACAGUGUUUUAAAUUGGAGUUCAGCCCCCACCCUUUAAAAAAAAAAAAAAAAAAUCUCCUUCUCUAUCCCCCCAAACUCUCUUGGGGGACACAGUGUAUUUUUUUUUUUUGGCUGUUGUCUUGGAUCUCUACCUUUUGGAGUUUAUGUGGCUCUUUCUGGAUGGUCUUGUGUCGUCUUCUCCAUUGAGAACUCUCUAAGUGUAUUUCAGGAAGUUGGUUGGGCCUGGGCUAUGCUGCAGGGCAGAUUCUCCACCAGAGCUCCAACAUGCCAGCAGCAUCUGGAAAGAGGUUCAAACCCAGCAAAUACGUCCCAGUCUCUGCUGCUGCCAUCUUCCUAGUGGGAGCCACCACCCUCUUCUUUGCCUUCACGUGCCCAGGGCUCAGUCUGUACAUCUCCCCAAUCAUCCCCAUCUACAAUGCCAUCGUCUUCCUCUUUGUGCUGGCCAACUUCAGCAUGGCCACCUUCAUGGACCCAGGCAUCUUCCCACGAGCUGAGGAAGAUGAGGACAAAGAGGAUGACUUCCGAGCCCCACUCUACAAGACGGUGGAGAUCAAGGGCAUCCAGGUGCGCAUGAAAUGGUGUGCGACGUGUCGCUUCUACCGGCCUCCACGCUGCUCCCACUGCAGUGUCUGUGACAACUGUGUAGAGGAGUUUGACCAUCACUGCCCCUGGGUGAACAACUGCAUUGGGCGGCGCAAUUAUCGCUAUUUCUUCCUCUUUCUGUUGUCACUCACCACACACAUCAUGGGCGUGUUUGGCUUUGGCCUUCUCUACGUCCUCUACCAGGUGGAAGAGCUCUCUGGAGUGCGUAUGGCUGUCACUAUGGCUGUGAUGUGUGUGGCCGGCUUGUUCUUCAUUCCUGUGGCUGGCCUUACAGGGUUCCAUGUGGUGUUGGUGGCAAGGGGCCGCACCACCAAUGAACAGGUUACAGGUAAAUUCCGGGGAGGAGUGAACCCUUUCACUAAUGGUUGCUGUAAAAAUGUCAGUCGUGUCCUCUGCAGCUCACUGGCUCCCAGGUAUCUCGGGCGACCAAAGGCAGAGCCGACACUGCUGGUGAAACCACCCUUCCUCAGGCCUGAGUUGUCAGAUGGACAGAUUGCUGUCAAGAUAAUGGACAAUGGUAUCCAGACUGAACUGAAGAGAACGAAGUCCAAAGGAAGCCUCGAGGUGACGGAGAGCCAGUCUGCAGAUGCUGAGCCGCCACCCCCACCCAAGCCAGACCUCGGCCGCUACACGGUCCUGAGGACACACUUAACCCUGGCCACCAAUGAGGACAGCAGCUUGAUAGGCAAGGACAGCCCUCCAACUCCAACCAUGUACAAGUACCGACCUGGCUACAGCAGCAGCAGCACCUCAGCCGCCUUGCCCCAUUCCACCAGCGCCAAGCUGAGCCGAGGGGACAGCCUGAAAGAGCCCACAUCCAUCGCUGAGAGCAGCCGGAACCCUAGUUAUCGGUCGGAGCCAAGCCUUGAGCCCGAGAGCUUCCGUUCGCCCACCUUUGGCAAGAGCUUCCACUUUGACCCACUGUCGAGCGGCUCUCGCUCCUCCAGCCUCAAGUCAGCCCAGGGCACAGGUUUUGAGAUGGGCCACCUGCAAUCGAUCCGCUCUGAGGGCACCACCUCCACAUCCUACAAGAGCCUGGUGAAUCAGACGCGCAAUGGGAGCUUGUCGUAUGACAGCUUGCUCACCCCCUCUGACAGCCCUGACUUUGAGUCUGUGCAGGCUGGGCCAGAGCCAGACCCCCCUGUGGGCUACACAUCACCCUUCCUUUCAGCCCGCAUCACCCAGCAGCGUGAGGCUGACCUGCACAGCCGCUUUCCCAGCACCGGCUCACCCAAGCACCACCCCCCUCCUGGGCACUCUCCUAUCCGCUAUGACAAUCUCUCACGCCACAUUGUGGCCUCCAUGCAGGAGCGGGAGAAGCUUCUGCAGCAGACACCCAGCCCACCGCCUCUGGCUCGGGAGGAAGACACAGGGCAGGUGGACUCGGGCAUCCAGUCCACACCAGGCUCUAGCAAUGCCCCGCGUACCAGUUCCUCUUCGGACGAUUCGAAGCGUUCGCCUCUAGCAAAGAACCCACUCACUCGCCCGGUGCCGCCCCGUUUUGGCAAGCCCGAGCCUCUGCACGCACUCAGGGUGCGCUCACUAGGCUCACCAGACCAGCCUGCUGCCCCCCACCUGGGCAAAUCUGUGUCUUACAGCAGCCAAAAAGCAUCGUCUCAGGCCAGCGUCCCAGAGACGGAGGAGGUGGCCUUGCAGCCAUUACUGGCACCAAAAGACGAGGUGCAGAUGCGAACAGCUUACAGCAAGUCCAACGGGCAGCCCAAGAGCCUGGGCCCAGCCUCCCCCACCCCUGGCCAACCGCCUCUGAGCAGCCCCACACGUGGAGGAGUAAAGAAGGUGUCUGGAGUGGGCGGGACCACCUAUGAGAUUUCUGUAUGAAGGGCAGUGCACUCUUCCCACUGUCACCUCCUCCCUGGCUGAUGCCCAAAGGCCCAGGCGCAGCAGCCAGGCGCCCCUGUGCUCUCAAUGCAUGGACGCUUUUUAGAAUCCGACUGGGAGAGGAAGCCGCGAGGACAGUGACUGUUUUUAACUACAAUCCCUGGGAUCUGGGGCGAGGCCCUGGGCACCCCCUCAACAUCACAGUAGUGGCGGGCCCAGCUUGGCUACUCGCCACAGCUGGCCACCUCCUCUGAACCAACCAAGAAACUGCAAACAUAGCACACACUGCCGAGAGAAGGGGACACCACACCAGCAGCGCCUCCAGCUGGGAGAAAGGCAGGGCAGGCAGCCUGCAGCCCUGCCCCUAAUGGGCCUGACACUCGCAGACCUAGUGCAAUUGCUCGCCUCGCGCAGUAGGGCAGAUUGUUUUUAAACCAGAAUAAUUUUUUUUAUGAUUAUUGUUACGGAUUCUAUUUUUUUUCUCUUCUGAGUUACCAGUUGUGUGUAUAUAUAAAUAACUAUAUAUAAAAAUAUAAAUAUAAAUAUAAAAGAAAUUAUAUAUCUACCCAGAGAGAAGGGGGAAUGGCCCCACAUGUCCCCUUUUUGACAAGUGAUCCCAGGACAGAGAAAGAGGGAGGGAGCAUGGUCUGACACGUGUGAGUUACAAGCAUCCAGUAGGACAGGUGCUUGCAUUAAUCAGCCCAAGAGGAUCAAGGCAUCUAUGGUAUCUCUGAACAGGGAGGGGAUGAUGGCACAUGUGGCUCUUC
Alligator sinensis (Chinese alligator) is the source of this 4195-nucleotide messenger RNA. It is a transcript of the gene ZDHHC5, whose product is annotated as zinc finger DHHC-type containing 5. Lineage: Eukaryota; Metazoa; Chordata; Crocodylia; Alligatoridae. Gene Ontology annotation, molecular function: palmitoyltransferase activity. The transcript has 12 exons. The record is from RefSeq and is a predicted model, not a curated record. Bases 1251 to 3428 code for a protein of 725 amino acids. Gene Ontology annotation, biological process: protein palmitoylation.